Messenger RNA from Puccinia triticina, 2253 nucleotides. RefSeq lists its product as uncharacterized. The coding region runs from base 1 to 2253 and encodes 750 amino acids. Lineage: Eukaryota; Fungi; Basidiomycota; Pucciniomycetes; Pucciniales; Pucciniaceae. The transcript has 6 exons. The record is from RefSeq and is a predicted model, not a curated record.
AUGAAGAAGGUUCGAACUGCAACGACAGAACCUGAAUUUCAAAAAAUUCAGAUCCCCAAGCUUGAAAGCCAACCAAAAGUUUGCCACGGUCAAUACGCGCCAUUUACCUUGGAUUAUCAAGUGAUUCUUCCACCUUAUCCACCUCCCCACGUCCAGCUUGAUACUUACAGGAAGUUGAGAGAUCAAGUGGCGCAAAUUAUGGUCAGGGAACUCAAGAGACCUGGCGAUGAUGUCGACUGGAGUCCAGAGGCGUUGGCGGCAUUGAUAGAGAAGAGGCUGACUCCACCAGGCAGCCCAUCCAACUUCUACUGUGCGGAAGGAUUGAUAAGGUCUACCUCAGUAUAUCAGACCUAUCUGGAAAGUAUCAGUAAACGACAAAACAUUCUCAACUCGCUCACGGCCCUAAAGGAAAAAUGGCAGGACAUUCAGACGUAUAUCAUUCUCGAUACCAUGCAAUUUAUACCGCCCUUGAGUAAAGCCGAAACCGAGGCGAUGCAAGAGGUUAUCAGCGUCCUUCGCAACCUUGAUCACGAUGAAUUUCGCGGCAAGUUCGAUCAAGAAUUUCAAGGAUUUAUUACAGGUAUUGAAUCUAGGGCAAGAUUUAAAGGAGAUGACAAGCCUGAACCCGCACCAGCCGGGUGGGAGCCCCGAAAGUCAAAAAUAGAAAGGCUCAAAAAGGAAAGAGAAAGAAGGAUCGAACGCGAAAAAAAAUGGGAGCUAGCUCAUACCGAUAUGAGGAAAUAUUUUCCUAGUGCUGUUUAUGAUCAGUCAACCAAGACUUAUUUCAACAGGUUCACAAGAGCCCGUGCCGCCCAAACGACCAAUGAACCUGCGGAGAUAACCCACGUACCUAAUAGCCCUGCCUCAACGGUGGAAGACAUUAUCCGCACCUUACCCAAGGAUUUAGACUUGGUGGAAGAGAUUUACCGCUUCACAAUGAUCUCAGGUUUAGAAAAUAUACUGAGAGCCAUUCGUCCUCAAGUAAGGGAUUUUGUUAAAACUGUAGUUGAAGACCAACUCGCCAAUAUUUUCCCAACGCUUGGCGAGAUCAAAAAUGUUCUCGAAUCGGUGCUCAAAAGCACCCAAGAAGAAGACAUUGCGUGGCGUGAAAGUCUUUUCAAUCGAUUUUCCCCCGAUGGGAUGAGCCCCGAAGCAGUAUACAAAAAGUUGCAACAAGUUCCUGACUUUCAAGCUCAAAUCCGCACCGACAUAUUCAAUAACCCGGCUGGUUCAGCUACUUCUCUGUCCCGGGAAGAUUUAGAUGCGCUCAAACAAGUACCGUCUACUCGCAGAAGCUUCAUGGCUGCAUUGUCCCCAAUGGAGAAACAAACACCAGAAGUGAUAGAAAAUGAAAAGCAAAUUUGGAAGAAGAAUUUGAUAAAGAUAGAAAAUUUCAAGGAACCGACGUCGGGCCAGAGCUUGGUGAAUCAUCCGUUUAUUGAAGAAUUCCUUGAAAAGGGGAUCAUUGACUUGACAACUAGAACAAAGCUACAAGCGGGAAGAUUAUCAAAAGAGGAACUUGUGAAAGGUUUAGGAUCAGAGGCUGAAUUUAAGAAACUAAUGAUGGACAAGCAUGCCGAGUACCUUCUCCAGCAUUGCAUAGCCCCGGAAUCCCAGCAGAUGGAAGUCGUGUAUAGAGCAACCAAAAUGCUAACCGAGUCAUUUCUUGUUGAACUCGAUCGGAAAGCCAAGUCUAUCUACCUGACACGAGAUGCCUUUCUAAAACCAAAUUCAUUUAAGGAAGUAGAAGCUUGGAUGGUUUACGAUCAACAGGCAAUCAGAGAAUUCAUCGAGAGUCCCGCAAGUUCGCAGAAGAUCAUAAAAUGCUUCGCCGAGUCUUACCUCCCUGAACUCCCUAAAAAACGGUACAAAUCAGUGAUAGAUCAACUUUUGACUGAGAUGAAACUUCCUCUUCCUCUCCCAGAAGACGAGCCAAAGGAGAACAUUCUAGCUAAAGAGUUUCCUAAUUUUGACGAAAGACUGUAUGAAUUGUUGUGCCACCCACUGGUAGAAGGGAGCAACCAAUCAACAGGCAUUUCUUUCAAGACUCUGAGCCAAGAAGUACAAGACAAACUCAAAAAUAUUGUCCAGGAAUUCUACACUCAACGAGAAACACUCAAAUAUCAAGUGCUUGAGAUUCAGCGACUCAAGGAUGGAAUAAAUCAGGCUGAGGAGAACGAAUUGGCCCUCGAAAUCCCCCAGCUAUCUAGGAUCCUAGCUUCUAUCUUAUGGCCUGGGAUCGAGCUGGAUUGA